AUGUCUACUCUAGAAGAUUUAGAUGAUCUUGAGCGGGAACAGAAGGAGGACAAGAGAGACGAUGGCGACAAGGACAAGAAGCCAACCCAGAGUGGCGAUGCUGAGAUGAAGGAUGCGGAGCCAGAGGAGAAGGAAGAGGAUCCUAUAGAUGAAGAGAUUUACAACUUAAGCACACAAGAUAUUCUCACGAGGAGACGGCUUCUGGAGAACGAUUCACGGAUCAUGAAGAGCGAGUACCAGCGCCUCUCUCAUGAGAAGGCUGCCAUGGGUGAGAAGAUCAAGGACAAUCUGGAUAAGAUUGAGAACAACAGACAAUUACCCUACCUCGUCGGCAAUGUCGUUGAACUUCUCGACCUUGAUCCAACAGCCGAAUCGGCAGAAGAGGGAGCCAACAUCGAUCUCGAUGCUACACGAGUUGGCAAAUCAGCUGUGAUUAAGACUUCCACCCGACAAACCAUCUUCCUUCCUCUUAUUGGUCUCGUCGACCCAGAAAAACUAAAGCCUGGAGACCUGAUUGGUGUCAACAAAGAAUCAUAUUUGGUGUUGGAUACAUUACCAGCUGAAUAUGACAGCAGAGUGAAGGCUAUGGAGGUCGAUGAGAAGCCAACCGAAAAGUACUCUGAUGUAGGAGGGUUGGACAAGCAGAUCGAAGAGCUGGUUGAGGCGAUUGUAUGGCCGAUGAAGGAGGCCGAACGUUUCAAGAAGAUUGGCAUCAAAGCUCCAAAGGGUGCGCUGAUGUAUGGACCUCCCGGUACUGGCAAGACCCUCCUGGCCCGAGCCUGUGCUGCACAAACAGAGGCCACGUUCCUGAAACUAGCUGGUCCUCAACUUGUACAGAUGUUCAUUGGUGAUGGCGCGAAGCUGGUUCGAGAUUGUUUUGCUUUGGCCAAAGAGAAGGCACCAGCAAUUAUCUUCAUCGAUGAGUUGGAUGCGGUUGGUACGAAGCGUUUUGACAGUGAGAAGAGCGGAGAUCGAGAAGUCCAGAGAACUAUGUUGGAGCUUCUUAACCAACUUGAUGGUUUCGCCUCAGAUGACCGCAUCAAGGUACUUGCAGCCACGAACAGAAUUGACGUUCUGGAUCCAGCUUUACUGCGUUCUGGGCGUCUGGACAGGAAGAUCGAAUUCCCGCUACCUAAUGAGGAAGCCCGAGCCCAGAUUCUGAAGAUCCACAGCAGGAAAAUGACAGUUGAUGAUGCAGUUAACUGGCCUGAGUUGGCACGAAGUACGGAUGAGUUUGGCGGUGCUCAGCUGAAGGCUGUUUGCGUGGAAGCGGGUAUGAUUGCGUUGAGAAUGGGCAAGAACAAGAUUAGCCACGAGCAUUACGUUGAUGCCAUAUCGGAAGUGAUGGCUAAAAAGAAAGAUACCGUCAACUUUUACGCAUAG
Amorphotheca resinae ATCC 22711 is the source of this 1383-nucleotide messenger RNA. RefSeq lists its product as hypothetical. The coding region runs from base 1 to 1383 and encodes 460 amino acids. Gene Ontology annotation, biological process: proteasome-mediated ubiquitin-dependent protein catabolic process. The record is from RefSeq and is a predicted model, not a curated record. Gene Ontology annotation, molecular function: proteasome-activating activity; ATP binding; ATP hydrolysis activity. NCBI's taxonomy places the organism in Eukaryota, Fungi, Ascomycota, Leotiomycetes, Helotiales, Amorphothecaceae. Gene Ontology annotation, cellular component: proteasome regulatory particle, base subcomplex. The transcript is spliced from 4 exons.